This is a messenger RNA of Peromyscus californicus insignis, 2217 nucleotides long. RefSeq names its product myogenic differentiation 1 (gene Myod1). Lineage: Eukaryota; Metazoa; Chordata; Mammalia; Rodentia; Cricetidae. The transcript has 3 exons. Gene Ontology annotation, molecular function: DNA-binding transcription factor activity, RNA polymerase II-specific; RNA polymerase II cis-regulatory region sequence-specific DNA binding; protein dimerization activity. The record is from RefSeq and is a predicted model, not a curated record. The coding region runs from base 885 to 1832 and encodes 315 amino acids. Gene Ontology annotation, biological process: positive regulation of myoblast differentiation; regulation of transcription by RNA polymerase II; muscle organ development.
CCCAACUACCGCAUGGACUGCGCUGGGUUUCUAAGCUUCCUGAGGAAGAUGGGCAACGCCAGACGCUCUCAAGCCAUUCCUAGAUCGGGAAUGAGCCAAAUGUCACUGCCACCAAGUCAUUUGCCUCAGGCUUCCCACUUAGACCUUCCGAGUCUCACUGUCCCUUGCGCACUUCGUCCUUGGCUCAACUUCUCUGAGUGUCACCAUGAUGUCGCUGCUGCUUCUCUAGAGGGGUUUCUUUGCCCCGUUGCCUUGUGUCUGUCUCCAAAUCUCCUGUGAUCUGAUUUCUAACUCCUAUUCUGUGCCUGGUUUCCCCACAAAUCAGGAGACGGUGAGAUCCAAGGUCAGCUCCGAAGUGAGCGCAGCGGCCAGCUUCACGGAGCUUGGAGGAGUAGGCACUAGAGCGAGCGGCUUGGGCAGGCUGCACCAGGCUGCACCGGAUAGCCAAGUGCCAUGGCUGGAGUCUGCCUGCCAGUCUCUGCCCUCCUCCCUGCCCCAGCGCAGAACCGCGGGAGGGGGCACUCCCUGGCCCCAGUGGCUGCCCUGGGGACCCCAAGCUCCGCCCUGCUGCACUCCUAUUGGUUUGGGGCGCCCCCGCCCCUAGCCUCCCUUUCCAGCUCCCCGGGCUUUUAGGCUACCCUGGAUAAAUAGUCCAGGGCGCCUGGCGCGAAGCUAGGGGCGAGGAAGUCCCAAUACGAUCGCUUUCUUCGCCACAACUCCGACGGGACAGGACAAGGAGGGGAGGUAGAGGACAGUGGAUGUGCAUUCCAGCCCUCAGCACUUUGUCACUGUACUGUCGAGGUUCAGGAGUGGCAGAAAGUUAAGGUGACUCUUGCGACUUGGGUUGAGCAAGAGGCAGAAGCGAGAAGCCCAGGAGCUGGGAUAUGGAGCUACUGUCGCCGCCCCUCCGGGACGUAGACUUGACAGGCCCCGAUGGCUCUCUCUGCUCCUUUGCCACAGCCGACGACUUCUAUGAUGACCCGUGUUUCGACUCACCCGACCUGCGCUUUUUCGAGGACCUGGACCCGCGCCUGGUGCACGUGGGGACCCUCCUGAAACCGGAGGAGCACACACACUUCCCCACCGCGGUGCACCCAGGCCCAGGCGCUCGCGAGGAUGAGCAUGUGCGCGCGCCUAGCGGGCACCACCAGGCUGGUCGCUGCUUGCUGUGGGCCUGCAAGGCGUGCAAGCGCAAGACCACCAACGCUGAUCGCCGCAAGGCCGCCACCAUGCGCGAGCGGCGCCGCCUGAGCAAAGUCAACGAGGCCUUCGAGACGCUCAAGCGCUGCACGUCCAGCAACCCGAACCAGAGGCUGCCCAAGGUGGAGAUCCUGCGCAAUGCCAUCCGCUACAUUGAAGGUCUGCAGGCUUUGCUGCGCGACCAGGACGCAGCACCCCCUGGAGCCGCCUCCUUCUACUCGCCAGGCCCACUGCCCCCGGGCCGAGGCAGCGAGCACUACAGCGGCGACUCGGACGCUUCCAGCCCGCGCUCCAACUGCUCCGACGGCAUGAUGGAUUACAGCGGUCCCCUGAGCGGCCCCCGGCGUCAGAACGGCUACGACGCCGCCUACUACAGCGAGGCGCCCAGCGAAUCCAGGCCAGGGAAGAGUGCGGCGGUGUCGAGCCUCGACUGCCUAUCCAGCAUCGUGGAGCGCAUCUCCACAGACAGCCCCGCUGCGCCUGCGCUGCUGCUGGCAGACGCAGCACCAGAAUCUCCUCCAGAGGGGGCAUCCCCAAGCGACACAGAACAGGGGGCCCAGACCCCGUCCCCUGACGCCACCCCACAGUGCCCUGUAGGCGCGAACCCCAAUCCGAUCUACCAGGUGCUUUGAGAGGUAGGCUGGGCUGCGACCACCCGAGGGAGCGCACUGCCUACACUCCCGGGGUUAGUGCCCGAGGGUCCUUCACGCCCAAAAGAGGAAACUUAAAUGACACUCCUCCCAACUGUCCUUUCAAAGCCACACAUCCAGAAGCUGGAGAGGGGCGGAGCAGAAGUCUGUCCUCACAUCGGUCCCCAAGGAAAGGACGCAGUCCCUUUGAUGUUGUUGUUGAUUUUGUUUGUUUGUUUUGUUUUUCAUGCGACUCACAGAGACAGCCACUUGCUGUCCCUCAGUGGGCCAGAGCUGAUCCCUAAACAGCCAGGCCCUCUUCCUUUUCCUGACAGCUCCUCGCGCAGGGGUGAGCCUCACACACCUAAGCCCUGCCCUCCAAAUCCCG